This is a messenger RNA of Varroa destructor (honeybee mite), 595 nucleotides long. RefSeq lists its product as uncharacterized. Lineage: Eukaryota; Metazoa; Arthropoda; Arachnida; Mesostigmata; Varroidae. The record is from RefSeq and is a predicted model, not a curated record.
GAAAGAAGUUUGAUCAGUCGAUACCUGCACUCCCUGUGCUAAAAUCACUGCUAUUCCCCGAACUCUACUAUUUCUACUGGUCAAAUAGAUUUGGCACGCAACUGUUAGACAGAACAAUGUCGACAGCAUCGUCUCUUUGCCACCUGUUGACGCUGUCAAUCUUACUGCUUGUUUUCGUCACGUCAGCUACGCCCAAUCAUAUAACAUGUGACCCUGUACCAUCUUGCAACUGCCGAAAAGGAGUGGAUCGUUACGGAUGCGCCUUGUGCCUCUGUCCCCCGUGUAACUUGUGUUGUAAAUAUGGGUUGUACGAUGUCAUGGUCUACGAUGAAGAUCGCGGGGUCUGGUGUCCCAAUGACUGCUUAACGCCAAACUCGGGGAUCGUAAUCGACCCUUAUUAUGAAUCCUGUCCCCAUCCUUAUUCCUGAAAGCUUAUAUAUUAUAGCGAGUCUAGACAAAUAUGGCGACGAUCAUUACAAAUUUCGAUAAUGUCUGUACAAUAACGUCACAACAUUCUCCUGUUCUCUAAAAUACAAUUUGUGUGCUUUGAUGCGAUAAUAUAUUUGCUGUGAUAAAAUACGUAGAUACUUCACUG